Messenger RNA from Salmo salar (Atlantic salmon), 1010 nucleotides. RefSeq names its product DNA-directed RNA polymerase II subunit RPB9. The record is from RefSeq and is a predicted model, not a curated record. Gene Ontology annotation, cellular component: RNA polymerase II, core complex. NCBI's taxonomy places the organism in Eukaryota, Metazoa, Chordata, Actinopteri, Salmoniformes, Salmonidae. Gene Ontology annotation, molecular function: DNA-directed RNA polymerase activity; zinc ion binding; nucleic acid binding. Gene Ontology annotation, biological process: DNA-templated transcription; maintenance of transcriptional fidelity during transcription elongation by RNA polymerase II; transcription-coupled nucleotide-excision repair.
GCGUGCGUCUUGUUUUCAUCGUGGAAGCGGGAGACAACAACGUAGCUAGCUAGCUAGCCAGAAAUUCUGAGUUAUUCAUUAUUUCGUUGAUUUUUAUUUGUAAACCAUUUCAAAUGGAAAUAGAGGGUGGUACAUAUGAACCAGGAUUCGUUGGGAUUCGAUUUUGUCAAGAAUGGUAAGAGCGGAUGGUUAUAAAGAAGUUCACUUAGAAAGUGCAUAACGUCACUGUAGCUAGCUAGCUAAAGACUAGUAGCUAUGAAAUUGAGUCGCAAUCCUUAUUCUCUCUGACGGUACCAGGAUAGUCUAAACGGGUGCUCGAGCAACAACAUGUUGUAUCCCAAAGAAGACAAGGAGAAUCGAAUCCUGCUCUAUGCAUGCAGGAACUGUGACUAUCAACAAGAAGCAGACAACAGCUGCAUCUAUGUCAACAAGAUCACCCACGAAGUUGAUGAGCUGACGCAGAUAAUUGCAGAUGUGUCCCAGGAUCCAACGCUACCCCGGACAGAGGAUCACCCCUGCCCAAAGUGCGGUCACAAGGAGGCAGUGUUUUUCCAGUCUCACAGUAUGAAGGCUGAGGAUGCCAUGAGGCUGUACUAUGUCUGCACGGCCCCUCACUGUGGACACCGCUGGACGGAGUGAAGAAGAGGUCAGAUGUAUGCAUCCACAGCGUCUGCUGUCACCCAACAGGCUACUGUGUCUCACUGGUUCACUGUGGCUUAAAUCAGAAUGACUGAUCGUUAUGUGGGUCUAAAAUACUCUGCCAAAUCAGAAACUUUAUUUACAGGAAUACUAACUUUUUGUGUUAGUUCUUCAUCAUCUUGUUGGAGUGUACGUCGUGGAACUGCUAAGAUUUGUAUGGACCACUUAAAUCCCAUGUAUUACCUUGUUGUGGAGGAACACCUAACUGUUGGGACAUAGUGUUAAUAAUGUAUUGGCUCUAGUACUUUUUUCAGGUAUGUCUUAUUCUUUUUUUGAACUGUGAGAAAUUAAAAAAGACAACUUUUGUUAAA